This is a messenger RNA of Suillus discolor, 840 nucleotides long. RefSeq lists its product as uncharacterized. NCBI's taxonomy places the organism in Eukaryota, Fungi, Basidiomycota, Agaricomycetes, Boletales, Suillaceae. The annotation marks the transcript as partial. The transcript has 4 exons. The record is from RefSeq and is a predicted model, not a curated record.
AUGUCAGUUCCCCCUCCCCCUGGUCUCAAUUAUCUUGCGGCAAUCCAACCUGCACUGAUCGACAUCAUGAUUGGGCAUACAUUUACGGUCAUACUCGUACCCCUCCUCAUUGCAAUGUUCUACUUCUCGAACGAGCAUUCACGGAGACAGCCCAUAUUUAUCCUCAACAUUUUGAAUGUGUGCCUGGCAUUCUCUGUCGGCAUAAUGGGGGACAGUAGAGCUGUUAAUACUAUGUUAUCACCGACACAUCCAUACCCUGUUUCCUAUGACAUAAUCAUGGGCUUUCUUGGAGCGGUCCAAAGUAUCCUUGUUGAUACCAUCCUACUCUUUCGCAUUUGUUCCGUUUAUCCGCCAAGAUACCUCACAUGGCAACGCUUCGUGACGUUGGUUUCACUGCCCGUCCUACUCAAAGUUGCCCGUGUUAUCAAUCUAUCUCUUUUUACAGCAGCUCUAACAAAAGCGGCUAAAGGAUUCAAUGCAGAAGCAACUUUGGCAGCCCUGUGGGUAGCAGCUCCGUAUCUCAAGAUCGAGUGGUUCGCGCAGCUAGUGGAUAAUAUAUAUGCGUCCUCUGUAUUCCUCUGGACACUUUGGUCAAAGCGGAAAAAUAACGAUGGCUCCACCACGGGCAAUGCCAAGCUUUCGUUUAGAAUGAGACUGAGGACGCUAUUUUGGAUCGCGCUUUCAAACUUCGUCAUUCCGGCGCUCUUUUCGGUCGCCCAGAUCAUUGUCAUUUACUCCGAAGUUAACCCAGUGGUCAUCAAUCAAAUAAUCCUGACAAACACAUCAAUUGCAGUUGUCGGUGUCGUGUUCGCAACAGUCUGGGCGGGCACAGUUAACAGA